UGUUUAACACAUUGGGCAAACCAAUCAAAAAACUACAAUUUAGUUAAUGGACAGAAGCGAGCACCCUGGAAAGAUGGCUUCACGGUGCUGAUUUUGUUUCAUUCAUUUAUAUAAAGAAAUGUCCUAGAAAGUCGACAGCCUGUCUCAAUGGUAGUGGACAAUUCCUCCAGAGUCAACAGGAGUGUGAACGAGUCGAACAAAAGCUAUGAAAGAACAUUUUAAACAGAUGUGAAGACUGAGGUGGCGUGAGGAUGCAGUCUCAACGGCUGUGUGACGAGGAACAGCAGCACCACCUACUGGAACAGGUUUCUAGUCCAGCCUCACUGAGGGAAGCCACUGCUCGUGUAUGGUUCAUUCAGGAUGGCUGUGGUAUGGUCUGUGCCUUCAUCACCUGGUUCCUGGUGCUUUAUGCUGACUUUGUUGUCACCUUUGUCAUGCUGCUGCCCUCUAAAAGUGUGGCAUAUGCUGUGGUCAAUGGGGUGCUGUUCAACUGCCUGGCUGUCCUGGCACUGACCUCCCACCUGCGCACUAUGCUCACUGACCCGGGAGCGGUCCCUAAGGGCAAUGCUACCAAGGAAUACGUGAGCAGCUUGCAGCUAAAACCAGGAGAAGUCCUUUACAAGUGCCCAAAAUGCUGCAGCAUCAAGCCACAAAGAGCGCAUCACUGCAGUAUCUGUAAGCGCUGUAUUCGGAAAAUGGACCACCACUGUCCCUGGGUGAACAACUGUGUGGGGGAGAAUAACCAGCGCUUUUUUGUUCUCUUCACUAUGUACAUAGCUAUGAUCUCCACCUAUGCUCUGGUUCUGAGUGUGCUUCAGUUCUACACAUGUGUCAGGACUGAUUGGAGCGAAUGUAGUGAUUUUUCUCCCCCUGUGGCUGUACUGCUGAUAAUCUUCCUCUUCUUGGAGGCUAUCCUCUUCCUCACCUUCACUGCGGUGAUGUUCAGCACACAGAUCCAGUCCAUCUGCAGUGAUGAGAUGGUGGCUGAGCGGCUGAAGAAUGAGAAGCUCAAGAAAGGCAGACGGGUGCGGUGGGACAGCAUGAAGACUGUGUUUGGAGGGCAGCCGUCUUUACUCUGGAUUAACCCUUUUGCUGGGCUGCGACUGAGAAAACUCAUCACCUCACAAACCUUGAGGGCUGGACCUGAAUUUUCUGUCUGACACACACAUACACACACACACACACACAGUCUGGGAACAAAUAUUGCUACUGAUCAGCAAAAUGCUGCUCUAUAAUUUGAAGGCAGUAUUUAAAAAUGUGAUUUUUUUAUCCUAAAGGCUAUUUUUUAUACUUUGUAUAAUUUUUAAUUAUGUGAAAUUAUUUAUUUAUUUAUUUAGUUUGUUCAUUUUCCAUUAAUCAUUUGGUGUUGUGCUUUAUGUUAUGUCUAAAUUAAUAUGCCUCAGGGCAGUCAAAAGGUAUCAGAUGUUUAUGUUGUACUGUAGUUUUAAUUUUAUUUUUAACUAUUUUUAAAAUAAUGCUUUUCAGAUUCUCCUUUGUGUGCUGUUCCUAAGAGUUUAUAUCACCUGUGUGGUCAAGUUGUACCUCUUAAGUCCACAUUGCAUUAAAUGUCUUGCUAUACUAACAUAUUUCACUCCCAAAAACCAAGAUUUACUUAUCCUUCAUUAUUUAAUCACAGUGUUAAAUGCCUCAAAUGACAUCUCUGGUACUUUUGUCAUUUUGCACAGUCAACCUGCUUAUGUACUGACUGACACUGAUGCAAAAUCAGUAAGAACUCUACUGUGGAGAUAUGAUUAAUAUUUUUGAUUUAUAAGUGUUUAUAACUGUUCAGAUUGUGCACAUUUUACAGCUCAAAGCCUCUCAGGAUUACUGCCAUAUCUGACUUUUACAGCUGAUGUAUUUGUAUAUUCCAUUUGUAAUUUGGAUUAAGGCUCUAAUUUGAAUUUGAUCAUUAGACAUUGUCUGAGUGUCAUGCCAGGCUGCUAGUAUGGUAAAUGGAAAGCGCUCAUUGUACCACCCAGUGUAUUUUUCUUUUUUACUGUAUGGCAAUGUCAUAGAGUACUGUGCCAGAGACUGUGCUUCACUUAUUUACUUUCAAGUCAAAACAGUCAGUAAGCAUUGAACAGGAAUUUACAUAAAAGCCUCAACAAUUAAAUAUAAUAUCCAAA
Messenger RNA from Pygocentrus nattereri (red-bellied piranha), 2126 nucleotides. Its product is annotated as palmitoyltransferase ZDHHC7-like. Gene Ontology annotation, molecular function: protein-cysteine S-palmitoyltransferase activity. The coding region runs from base 252 to 1160 and encodes 302 amino acids. Lineage: Eukaryota; Metazoa; Chordata; Actinopteri; Characiformes; Serrasalmidae. Gene Ontology annotation, biological process: protein targeting to membrane; peptidyl-L-cysteine S-palmitoylation. The transcript has 8 exons. Gene Ontology annotation, cellular component: Golgi apparatus; endoplasmic reticulum. The record is from RefSeq and is a predicted model, not a curated record.